Messenger RNA from Aspergillus viridinutans, 1500 nucleotides. RefSeq names its product cytochrome P450. The record is from RefSeq and is a predicted model, not a curated record. Bases 1 to 1500 code for a protein of 499 amino acids. Gene Ontology annotation, molecular function: iron ion binding; monooxygenase activity; heme binding. Lineage: Eukaryota; Fungi; Ascomycota; Eurotiomycetes; Eurotiales; Aspergillaceae. The transcript has 6 exons.
AUGGGCCUUGGGGAAGAGUUACUGGCCAGAAUCACCGCGACCAACGUGGUUCUGGGUCUUGUGGCGUAUGUUUUGCUCAAAUUUGCCUACCAGAUUGUCUAUUAUCACUUUUUCCACCCAUUGUCUGUCUUCCCCGGGCCUUUCUGGGGAGGGGUGACCAGACUUUGGAUUGCAUGGCACAAUCUUCGCGAGACUGAAUUGCCAACCGUGUAUGCUUUGACGAAGGAAUAUGGCCCCGUUGUGCGCAUAACUCCCACGCUUCUCGUCGUCAGCGACCCGACGAAGCUGCCGGACAUCUACCACCGCAAUGCCGACAAAACAGGACACUACAUUACCGGAACCUUUGGUGAGACUGAGUCGCUCUUCAACAUGCGAUCGCAUAAGACGCACGCGGCUUAUCGAAAGCAUGUGGCGGGACCUUACAGUUUUACCAACGUGAAGAAGAUGGAGCCCUUGAUUGACAUUCGCAUCCAACACUGGAUUGACAAGCUCAAUGAGAAAUUCGCUCAGACAGGGGAGAUUUUUGAUUUCUCAUGGUGGGCCGUCUACAUGGCGUACGACAUAAUCAGCGAGAUCGGUUUUGGCGCCCCCUUUGGUUUCGUCGAGCAGGGCCAGGACGUAGGCGGGCUUAUUCAGGGUUUCCACGAUGGUCUGCCCGCAUUCGGUUUCCUCGCUCGUCUGCACCCAUUCACCAGCUGGAUGAAGACCACCUUCAUGAAGAAGUACCUCGUUGCCACCCCCCAGGACGAUUCGGGUAUUGGCGUCCUCAUGCGCUUCCGUGAUCGCCUGAUCGAUCAGCGAUUCCGCGAGCUCGAAGAGAAGAAAGAUAUCGGUCGCAUCGACCUCUUGCAGACCUUCAUCGAAGCGCGCACCGAAGACGGGUCCCCGUUGGACAUCGAAUAUCUCAAGGCCGAAGUGCUGCUAGUGCUGCUUGCGGGGGCUGAUACGACCGGCACCGUCUUCCAGGCCCUGAUGAACUUCCUGCUUACCCAUCCCAGCGCCUACCGUCGAAUGAUGGAGGAGAUUGACACGGCAACAGCCAAGGGAUUGAUCUCCGACUGUGUUCCGCAAUAUGACGAAAUCGUCGACCACCUUCCUUUUUAUGUGGCGUGUGUUCGCGAGACUCUGCGACUCAACCCCCCUGCUCCAAACAUCUUCCCCGCGGGAACGGAGAUCUCAGGCAAUCCGUGGAUCAUGCAGCGAGACAGGAAUAUGUAUGGGGAGGAUGCGGAAGAGUUCAAGCCGGAGCGUUGGCUCGAUGCCGAAAAGGCCAGGCUGUACACCAAGUAUAGCUUCACAUUUGGCUACGGGGCCCGGGUGUGUCUGGGGAGGGAUAUUGCUAUGAUGGAGCUGUACAAAGGGCCAUUGCAGUUCUUCCGCCGAUUCAAUGUCCAGACUGUGAGCGACAAACCACAGGCUCGAUUGGUGAUCAAAGGAGGAGUCGGUUUCUAUCGCGAUCUAUGGCUGACAAUCGAUCGUCGCCUACCAGGAACUGCAUGA